Molecule: messenger RNA, 1508 nt
Organism: Brachypodium distachyon (stiff brome)
Lineage: Eukaryota; Viridiplantae; Streptophyta; Magnoliopsida; Poales; Poaceae
Product: bifunctional nitrilase/nitrile hydratase NIT4
Exons: 5
Coding region: 229-1257 (342 amino acids)
Biological process (GO): detoxification of nitrogen compound
Molecular function (GO): nitrilase activity; nitrile hydratase activity
Source: RefSeq, a predicted model, not a curated record
GGGUUGGUGCUCCCCGUCCACUCCUCGGCAGCUGCUAUCCACCGUCGCUCUCUUCGCCUUCGGUGCGGGGCUCCUUGCCUACGGCGCUCAUCUCUCCUACGUCCACAUCGAGCCCCAGCGCGCGCGCACGCUCGCCCGAGAUCAGUUCGUCCGCGACUACCUGCGCAGGAAGCACGACAAGUAGCUCCCACACGAGAUCCCCCCAGCCCGAUCAAUUACUCGGCGGCGAUGACUUUGGCCCCCACGAGCGAGCCGGUGAUCGCGGAGGUGGAGAUGAACGCCGGCGCCGACCAGGGUGCCACCACCGUGCGGGCCACUGUUGUGCAGGCCUGUAGCGUGUUCUACGAUACCCCUGCCACCAUUGAUAAAGCAGAGAAAUUGAUAGCAGAGGCAGCUGGAUAUGGUUCACAGUUGGUUCUUUUUCCAGAAGUCUUUGUUGGUGGCUACCCUCAUGGCUCGACCUUUGGACUGACUAUUGGCAGUCGAUCUGCCAAGGGAAAAGAAGACUUUCGGAAGUAUCAUGCAGCUGCUAUAGACGUGCCUGGCCCAGAGGUGACUCGCUUAGCUGCAUUGGCUGGAAAAUACAAGGUCUUCUUGGUGAUUGGGGUGGUUGAAAGGGCAGGCUACACACUGUACAAUACGGUACUCUCCUUUGAUUCUUUGGGAAAAUACCUAGGAAAGCACCGUAAGCUCAUGCCUACCGCACUGGAACGAGUGUUCUGGGGAUUUGGAGAUGGAUCUACUAUACCGGUGUAUGAUACUCCACUUGGAAAGAUUGGUGCCGUCAUCUGCUGGGAGAACAGAAUGCCACUUAUCAGGACAGCAAUGUAUGCCAAAGGUGUUGAAAUAUACUGUGCUCCCACUGCAGAUACACUGCCAAGUUGGCAGGCUUCCAUGACACACAUUGCCCUUGAAGGCGGGUGCUUUGUUCUCACAGCAAACCAGUUCUGUCGCAGAAAGGACUAUCCUCCCCCGCCUGAGUACACCUUUGGUGGCCUGGAUGAAGAGCCAUCCCCAGAAACUGCUGUUUGUACUGGAGGGAGUUCCAUAAUUUCGCCAUCUGGGACAGUUUUGGCAGGUCCGAACUAUGAAGGCGAGGCCCUCCUCACAGCUGACCUGGACCUUGGAGAAAUUGUUCGAGCAAAGUUCGAUUUCGAUGUUGUGGGACACUACGCACGACCUGAGGUGCUGAGCCUGACCGUGAAGACCGAACCGAAGCUCGCUGUGUCUUUUGCUUCUACAGGGAAUAAAACAUGAUGCGCAAAGAGCGAGUAUAAGUCGAUGACCUAAUGGCCAGUAAUUUUCCAUCACACCGUGUAUAACAAACUAUUCAUCUGGCCUUUUUGUUGUAAAGAUUUGGUUACCAGGCUUGAUAGAAUAAACAGGGCAUAUAUGGUCUCACUCCAUGGUAGACACCAGCUAGGAAAAGAAAUUCCUAAAUGUAUACUAUCUAAAAUCCUUAAAUUUCAGUUUACAAGGUGCAUAUCUAAAAUCCUUAAAUUUCAAUA